Perca flavescens (yellow perch) is the source of this 2048-nucleotide messenger RNA. Its product is annotated as SIRT1 domain-containing protein. Gene Ontology annotation, cellular component: nucleus. The record is from RefSeq and is a predicted model, not a curated record. The transcript is spliced from 8 exons. The coding region runs from base 312 to 1661 and encodes 449 amino acids. Gene Ontology annotation, molecular function: histone deacetylase activity, NAD-dependent; NAD+ binding. NCBI's taxonomy places the organism in Eukaryota, Metazoa, Chordata, Actinopteri, Perciformes, Percidae.
AUUCGUAAUGAUUUAUUUAGUAACCGGAAACAGUGGCAGAGUGACAGCUCGCUCCUCUAAAACUCACAAUUUAGGCUGCAUGCGGAUAAAGUGCGUGAGAAGAAGGAGACACAUUCACUACGACUGAAUCAGAUGUUAACCUGACUGCAGCGGCUGGUGGAUUACAAACUCUCAGUUUAGUGAUAAAGCGAGUUUCCUUUUGGAUGUGAACAUCUCGAGUGGCCAACUGAAGACCCAAAGUCUGCUUGCUGUCUGCUGUCGUCGCCGUCUGUUCAGCAUUCAAAAGUUCCGCCGUCUGGAAAGGUGUUGGGAUGAACAGGUCCAGGUCCAGCUGGAAUAAAAAAGCCCCCCAGCCUCCAGUCACCAGGAUGACCCGCAGCUCCAGCUCCCAGACCAGGCCUACCGACCCCACAGAGACCCACGACUCUGGGACGGGUCCGUAUGGAAAACAACGAAGGAAGCAGACAGACUCCGCUUUGGCCCAGGACCUCAGUCAGAUGAGUGUGAGCGGACUGGACGCUUUACCUACAAGUGAAGGAAAGAUGUCUAAAGGUAGCUGUGUCCCUGUGCAAGCUGGUCAGUCCUCUGGGUCCAUAUCUAGUCCGGGCAGUCCGUCUGCGUUGGCUGCCAAGUCUUCAUCCCAGGGCGGCCUAGCCUCUGUGGCUCGACUGGUGAAGCUUGGCCGCUGUAAGAAUGUAGUGGUGGUGGCCGGAGCAGGAAUCAGCACAGCCAGCGGCAUCCCAGACUUCAGAACUCCAGGUACAGGUCUUUAUGCCAACAUGGAGAAGUACAACAUCCCUUACCCUGAAGCUAUUUUCAACAUUGACUACUUCUCCAACGACCCGCAGCCUUUCUUCUCCCUGGCCAAGGCUCUGUAUCCUGGCAGCCACCGACCAAACUACAUACACUACUUUAUCCGCAUGCUUCAUCACAAAGGCCUGCUGCUCCGAAUGUACACCCAGAACAUCGACGGACUGGAGAAACUGUGUGGCAUCCCAGAUGACAAACUUGUGGAAGCUCAUGGUAGUUUUGCCACAGCUUCCUGUCACCUGUGCUACACCGCGUACCCUGCUGAGGAGGCUAAGCAUGCCAUAAUGAACGACAACGUCCCCAUAUGCACAUUCUGCGCUGCAACAGUCAAACCUGACGUUGUGUUUUUUGGAGAGGACCUUCCACAGAAGUAUUUCCUCCACACUAAAGACUUCCCCAAAGCAGACCUGCUAAUCAUCAUGGGCACAUCUUUACAGAUUGAGCCAUUUGCCAGCCUGGUGAACACGGUGCGCUCCACUGUGCCACGUCUCCUCCUGAACCGGCACGCUGUGGGUCCCUUUGAGAAGGUCCCACUGCGGAGAGGAGACCACAUGGAGCUGGGUGACAUGGAGGACACAGUGCGGAGGUUUGCUGAAAUGCUUGGCUGGAACGAUGAGAUUGAGGAGCUGAUGAGGAGUCAGGAAACACUGACCAUCCCUACAUUAAUAAGCAGCCCUGGGUCAGUAAGCGGACAGACAUCUUUUCAGAGAAGAGGAGCUCCAGAGCCUCCAGGUGGGAUGGAGACAUCCAGGUCCAGACCAGGAGGUCAACGAGCAGCCAGCAGCGGCAGCGAGGAGACAGACUCCGAGACAGACAGCAAGAGCUCUGCAUCGUCCAGCCUGAGCAACUGACGCUGCAUGUUUCAUAAACGAUGGCACUGGAAACGUUUCUUCUGUCCGUAGUUCGGACCAAGACUGUUCUCCUGUUAACUGUAUACACACUUUAUUUUUCAUCUGGUUAAGUUCUAGUGGCAAAAUGUUUUUGGAGUCACAGUGUGUCCUGUUCAUGCUAUGUUCAUAUGUAAAUCAAAAAAAUCUGUUUUAUCAAGCUAUCAACAAGCAUAUUUAAAGCACUUAUUAUAGAGGGAGGGACCAUCCAGAACACUACUAAAUGUAUAUCUAAAGCCCUUCAUAAAAAUCCUAAUGUUUUAUACAUUCCAUGUCAGUAAACUAGUUAAUGUUAUAUAUCAGGACACUGUAUUUUAAACUAUAUUUAAUAAAAGCGUUGUGUAAUUUCCA